UCAUAUGUCACGGAAUAGAUCCUGAACUAUGUAUGUAGUCAGACGAAACUCUUGAGUGAUUCAAUGUCUCUCGGAAGACCAUGACUGAAUGAAACGAUCUCGUUGUGCAGACGGUCUGAGCAAGAGUUUCUGGACAUUAUGCCAGUUGAAGAGGUCUGUGAUGGCGUUUCAGCAGAGGAUGAUGCUAAUCCGGGGUUGGAUGUUCCUUUCCUUUUAGAAGAGUGUGUAAAAGAGAAGGUGCCAUGGAAGGAGGUGUUGAAAAGGAAGGUGGGAAAAAAGUGUUCCUGCAGUCGUGCUCGAGUCAAAGCCUUGCUCGUAGACUCCAUUCCAAUCGUAAAAUGGCUUCCGCGAUAUCACUUCAAAGACUGGAUCAUUGGGGAUGCCAUGUCUGGCCUUAUCGUCGCCAUCCUGUUGGUUCCCCAGUCCAUCGCUUAUUCUUUACUAGCAGAACAAGACCCUAUUUAUGGGCUCUAUACUUCCUUCUUUGCCAGCAUUAUAUACGCCCUGCUGGGAACCUCCAGGCACAUCUCUGUUGGGAUGUUUGGGGUAUUGUGCCUUCUGGUGGGACAGGUUGUUGACAGAGAACUUACUCUGGCAGGAUACACAUCGGACACCAAUCAGACCAUCAUGGGAAAUUUGGACAACAGCACUGGUCUAAUCUGUGACCGAAGCUGCUAUGCAAUCAUGGUGGGAGCAACACUAACUUUCACAGCAGGAGUCUACCAGGUGUUAAUGGGUCUCUUACAGGUUGGCUUUGUCUCAGUCUUCCUCUCCGACUCUCUGUUGAGCGGUUUUGCGACUGGCGCCUCUCUCACCAUCCUCACAUCCCAGAUGAAGUACUUUCUGGGGCUUCACCUUCCUCGUGUCCAAGGCUGGGGUUCGCUCAUAAAAACCUGGAUCUGUCUUCUGAAGAAUCUGGGUCAUACCAACGUAUGUGACCUCAUAACAAGCGGGAUCUGCUUGCUUGUACUUGUACCCGCGAAAGAGCUCAACAACCGCUUCAAGGCUAAGCUCAAGGCCCCCAUUCCUUUUGAGCUCUUUGUGGUCAUUGCUGCUACUCUAGCUUCCCACUUUGGAAAGUUUAAGGAAACUUAUGGCUCGGAUGUAGCUGGCAACAUCCCCACGGGCUUCAUGCCACCACAGCUUCCGAACUGGUCUCUCAUACCCAAUAUCGCUGUUGAUGCAUUCUCGAUUGCCAUCGUUGGUUUCGCCAUUACUGUGUCUCUGUCAGAGAUGUUUGCCAAGAAGCAUGGUUAUAUGGUGGACCCUAACCAGGAGAUGUAUGCCAUUGGGUUCUGUAAUAUCAUUCCUUCCUUCUUCCAUUGUUUCACGACCAGCGCCGCCUUGACCAAAACUCUUGUGAAGGAGUCCACAGGUUGCCAGACUCAGGUCUCGGGGUUGGUGACCGCUCUAGUGCUGCUGCUCGCCCUGCUUGUUAUUGCACCUCUCUUCUACUCGUUGCAGAAAGGCGUUCUGGCCGUCAUCAUAGUCGUCAACCUCCGUGGGGCACUGCGAAAGUUUGUGGACAUUCCCAAAAUGUGGCGUGUCAAUCGAGUGGACUCUAUCAUCUGGCUGGUUACCAUGUCUACGUCAGCCCUAGUGAACACUGAGCUAGGCCUGCUGGUUGGAGUUCUGGUCUCUGCGUUCUGUGUGCUAGGCCGAACCCAGUCUGCCCAAGUCCUUCAGCUGGGCCAAGCAGGGGAUCGUGAGCUCUUUGAGGACAUUGGGUUUUACAAGGGCCUUCAGACCCAACCAGGUGUGGCUGUUUUCCGAUACGAGGCUCCAAUCUACUACGCCAACCAAACUCUGUUUAAGAAGUCACUGUACCGCAGUGUGGGACUGGAUCCACUUAAAGAGAAGGCCAGGCGUAGGAAACUAGAGAAGCAAAGGAAUCAGAAACAAGGUGGAGAAGACCUGAAGCAAGAGAUUGAAGUGUCCACCAAUGUGUAUUUGCUACAGCACACCAGUUUACACACAUUGGUCAUAGAUUGCAGUCCAGUGCUGUUUCUGGACACUGCUGGAGUCAAUGCUUUGAUAGAGGUAUGCAAGGACUACAAGGAGCUGGGAGUCAAUGUACUUUUGGCACAAUGCAACAUCUCCGUCAUUGAUUCUUUGCGUAGGGGAGGCUACUAUGACCCAAAGAAAGGAACCAAAGAAAUAAAGUUUCACACUGUUGGUGAUGCCAUCUCUUAUGCCCAAAGCUUGAAGUCAAAGAAUGGUGAUUGUGACACUGUUGUGUAAUAAUUUAUGUAUUGAUUUGUAUACAGUUGUCUUUGAAUUUAA
Rhinichthys klamathensis goyatoka is the source of this 2283-nucleotide messenger RNA. RefSeq names its product solute carrier family 26 member 2 (gene slc26a2). The coding region runs from base 139 to 2241 and encodes 700 amino acids. The record is from RefSeq and is a predicted model, not a curated record. The transcript has 4 exons. Lineage: Eukaryota; Metazoa; Chordata; Actinopteri; Cypriniformes; Leuciscidae. Gene Ontology annotation, biological process: transmembrane transport. Gene Ontology annotation, cellular component: membrane. Gene Ontology annotation, molecular function: bicarbonate transmembrane transporter activity; secondary active sulfate transmembrane transporter activity; oxalate transmembrane transporter activity.